UGAAGCACGCAGCUCUUGCCAGCCUUUAUACGUUAGUCUUCUUGUUGAUAGUACAGUGCAACAGCGCUGGAGUGUUUGCCUCACACUUUCCCAGGUCAUACUAGUUAAAGACUGAAGAUACCGAGGCCGAUCAGGCCAUCUAAGCUCUAUCACAUUGGGCUGCAACUUUUGCCGACAUGCACCAUCGGAGCCUACUGGGUGCUGGGAGAGUGGGAUUAUUGAGAUUAUGAGUCAUUGACUGUUACCUGCAAUCGCUUUACCUGCUCCCUUCCGCCUAGAAAGUGUGUUGACGAACAAAACUUAAAAGGAAGAAAGGUUCAUAGUGGGUCAAGAUUUCGUCUGCCAAGAAUAGGCUAUACACAUCAAGCGCAUAAAACAUAUCAAUCGAAUAGGACGGAUCGAAUACUCGACCGCCAAUUCCUGCGAACGUCAGUUGCAUAUAUGGCGCAGAUGGACGCGUACCGCGUGGAGCUGACAUCGCCCGCUUAUUCCGAAGAUACCGGUGAGCAGAAAGCUGAUGAGAUCAUCUACUCUCUGGACGCUUGACAACCCCCGAUGUACAUAUAUUCAGCAUCUAUCAUCACGCUUGGGUAGGUGUUUCAUUGUAAAUAUGGUCAGACUUGGUUGGCGUUAGCAGCUUGUAAUCCACCAUGUUAGCCCCUACACUUUUUUCCCUCGGCCUCCUCGCGAGUAGAACCCUCUCAUCGCCGGUCAAUAAGACGGACAGUCACCCCACAGUGACUAUUGAUGCGGGUGUAGUCGCCGGAACUACGACAUCCAUUUCAUCCUCCACUGUUACUGUGAACCAAUUCCUUGGUAUUCCCUUUGGUGCCCCUCCCGUGCGCUUCAGUCCCCCACAGCCUCCUGCGCCGUGGUCUUCGGUCUACGAUGCAUCACAGUAUAGAGCCGACUGUAUUCAGCAGUUCAAAUUUCCAGAGGCCUCACGGAACCGAACAAUUGCAGCAUUCGACACGCCUCCGCCUCGGGGCGGCGAGGAAAGUGAAGACUGUCUCCACCUGAAUAUCUUCGCCCCCCAGCAAGCACCAGAGGGCUCUAAGGCUGUCCUCUUCUGGAUCUACGGUGGUGGUUUUGCGAUAGGAGCGAGUUCCCUGCCUAUUUAUGAUGGCACCAGCCUUGCGGCGAACCAGGACGUGGUGGUAGUCACCAGCAACUAUCGCACCAAUGUCUUUGGUUUUCCGGGCUCUCCUGAUCUACCUUUAUCAGAGUGGAAUCUCGGCUUACUCGACCAACGUCUUGCCCUAGACUGGGUCCAGCGAAACAUUGCUGCUUUUGGCGGAGACCCAAACAAAGUCACCAUUGUAGGCGAAAGCGCAGGGUCCAUGAGCGUGGACGCUCUCAUUACAACUCCUCCAGACCCUGUUCCGUUCCGCGCUGCUAUCAUGGAAUCCGGUACGACAACGCUACUGGCUGCCAUGGCCGGGAAUGAUUGGAAAGCCCUGGUGAAUGCUACCAACUGCCAGAAUACGAAUGAGCUUGAAUGCGUUCGCGCCAUCCCCGCAAAGCGACUUAACGAGAUCGCCGAACGGAAAAUGCUCACCUUCGCCCCAAUUCCCGAUGGAAUCACCUGGCCAAAGAACGCACAUCAGAACCGUCUGAACUCUACAGAUGACCCGUCUCAGGUCGCCCGUGUGCCUGUACUGAUCGGGAGCAAUGCUGACGAAGGCCAAACAGUUGUCGUUGGACAGAAUGCGACCGAAGCCCGCGCCUUUCUCGGUGGAGUCCUGGGCAAUAACACGGCACUACUUCACGCUAUCCUGAAGGAAUACCCGCUGGGCACUCCGGGGGUUAAGACUGAGCGCGACCGUAUAGCGAAGAUUCUUACUGAAUUUGGGUUUCAGUGCCCAGCGCAGCGCGUCGCUAAUGACAGCGCGUCUGCAGGCAUUGAUGCUUGGCUUUACUACUUUAAUGCCACUUUUCCGAACACCGAUCCACUAGCUGGUAGCGGGGCCUUUCACUCGGCGGAGGUUGAUCUGGUCUUCGGCACAUACGACGAGAAGGGGGCCACGAAGCUUCAGAAGGAACUGAGCCAGCUGAUGCAGAAAACGUGGGCUGACUUCGCGAGAAAUCCGUCUGCUGGGCCCGGCUGGGAGGCUGUCCCUCAGGUUGGAAUCUUUGGUGAUGGGCCCAAGACUGAUGGAGAUGGUCUGACCCAGGGAUUGUUUCAAACUGUUGAUGCUAAAGAGCUGGAUCAGAGGUGCCAGCUGUAUCGGGCAUUGCAUGAUGCUAUGGACUCUGGUAAGCAUUAGAGGUCUGCAUAUUCGAUCCAUAUGUUAGAAUUUAAGGGCUUCUGUGGGGCCGGAGGUAUACCGUAUACAGUCUGGCUACAUGAUGUUGGAAGUGGGCCAGUGGUCUACACAGCAUAUGUUGUAAAUAUUGUUUUGCCCUGCCGCCCUUCAAAAACAUAGUACGAUGCGAUAUGGAUGGAUCGACCCACUCACUUUGUAAAAAAAUAAGAUUCAUGGCGAGAGACUUGCUGUCCCCGGUGUUUCCGGC
This is a messenger RNA of Aspergillus pseudonomiae, 2514 nucleotides long. RefSeq names its product carboxylesterase/lipase family protein. The record is from RefSeq and is a predicted model, not a curated record. Bases 651 to 2267 code for a protein of 538 amino acids. NCBI's taxonomy places the organism in Eukaryota, Fungi, Ascomycota, Eurotiomycetes, Eurotiales, Aspergillaceae. The transcript is spliced from 3 exons. Gene Ontology annotation, molecular function: cholinesterase activity.